Molecule: messenger RNA, 609 nt
Organism: Paramuricea clavata
Lineage: Eukaryota; Metazoa; Cnidaria; Anthozoa; Malacalcyonacea; Plexauridae
Source: the annotation of a GenBank genome assembly
AUGCCUUUGUCGAUAGUUGAAAAUGAUAGCUUUCGACAUUUGUUGAGUGUUCUUGACAACAAAUAUCAACCAGUAAGCAGAGGGACGGUAUCAUCCCGUAUGGUGCAAAAACAACGAGAGUUCAUUAAAAAUCAACUUGAACAAAAAUCCUGGGUUUUUACAACUGUAGACAUAUGGUCUGACAGAAAAAUGAGAGGUUACCUAGGUGUGACCGCCCAUGCAAUUGAAGUUGAAAAGCCCAACAUCAACCUGAAAUCUUAUCUAUUAAGCUGUAACAGAUUUACUGGUUCCCACACAGGAGAGAAGAUCAGCACUGCCUUUGAAGCUAUCUGUGAUGAAUAUGCUAUAAAGAACAAAAUUGACUACAUACUUAGUGAUAAUGCUUCUAAUAUGAAGAGAGCAUUUACUGUGUGCUUCCCUGGAAAUGAUACUGAUGAUGAUGGCCCUGAAGAUAGUGAUGAUGGUGAUAAUGAUGACCUUGAUGAUGGCAGUUUGUGGGAAGAGCUUGAUGAAGAUGUUCAACAAGAUAUAGAUCUGGCUUUGACCAGGAACUGUCAAAAGCAACACCUACAAUGUUUUUAUACACACGCUUCAACUGGUGGUGUCUGA